AUGGAGAAUAUGGAGAUAUCCCAGCAAAUUAAAUCCACCACAUUGUCUGUUCCCUCGCCGACCGCGACACAUACUGCAUGUGUCAAUGGCGCACGUUUGCAAAUACGAUGCCUCAACACCUUUGAGGUGGUCCGUAAUAUCGCCCUCCCAUCCAGCCAUGAUUUGCGCUCGUCAAAGAUUACCUGGUCACCCGCGGUCAUCCCGCCGUUGACCUCAUCGACACAUACAUCUUCGCCCACCACCACACCUCCCCGACGCUCAUUACGGACACCACGCCUCUGCUCGAAUCGCGUCCUCAUAUCUGAUGAUGACACAACGCGCGUUUACGACCUCCGCGACGAGAAAUGGAAUGCUGUAAUUAGCAAUGGCUCCGGUGGCAUGGGCAAGAAUGUCCACGUAGAGUUUGGAGGAACAGAGGACGAGGUACUUGUCUGGACCGAUUUUACCGCCUGUGUUAAGAUAUGGUGCUUGAAGACGGGACGGGUAGUGGAGAUACGCGAUCCGAAGUUUCCUGGUAAAGAUGGCAAGGGCUGGGGCUACCGACCUGCUGACGAUACUGGAUUGAGGAGUGGAAGGGGACAAGGGCGUGUUCUGGCAUUAUUGUGUCGUGCAUCAGGGACCGAUAUCUUAUUACUGCUUGCACCGCAGACGUACAAGGUUCUCAGUCGAGUCGAACUCCCUACUACGGAUGCCGCGGGUCUGAGAUGGAGUCGCGACGGACGUUGGCUGGCCAUCUGGGACGCUGCGUCUGCAGGCUACAAGCUUUGCAUAUACACAGCCGACGGGCACUUGUAUCGCACAAUAAUUCGCGAAGCAUCCGAGGACGUCAGCGAAUGGGAUGUAGAAGGCCUGGGCAUCAAGAGCCUGGAAUGGGUCCCUGGACAUGAACGACUUGCAGUUGGCGGCUGGGACCGGCGUGUUCGCAUACUUUCUACACGCACAUUCGCACCCAUCCUUUUCCUCGACCACACACCUGUCAUCGACGUACCCAGCGCACCCGUAUACACAGAGCAAGUCGAUAACGUGGGCACCCGCAGUUUCACACUCACACCACAGCCCGCCACGCCUCCCAAAGCCGCUUUAGAAAAGAAUGAAAACGCGCUCCUAAAGCAAGGCAUUGGCAUGCUCAGCUUCAACUCCGAAGGCACAAUGUGUGCAAGCAGAGACGACAGCACACCCUGCACAGUCUGGAUCUGGGACUUGCGCAGUCUCCGCCCCCGCUCAAUCCUCAUCAUGUACGCGCCUGUGAAAGCGCUCCUCUGGCACCCGUACGACCCCAAUCGUCUUCUUGUCCAAACCACGCACGACGACCCAGUCGUGUACUUGUACACUGCCUCGCAGCGCUCCCACGCGGCAUCUGCUUCCUCGGCAAAUUCUUCAGCGACUACCCAACAUCCGCCAUCCAUCCUCUAUUUAGUUCCUCACAUUGCUAAACCCGCAGUCGCGACUCCCGCCCGCUGGACGCUAUCCUGGCUCUGCGGUCCUGCAAAUAGUAAUAAGAAGCCUUGUUUCGCACUCGCGCACACUCAAGCUUCCGUUGUCGUGUGGCCCGAGGGCAAAGACCAAAUUCUGCGGUUUGAACAUGAGGACGAAGAGGAGGGAGAAGUAGAAGAAGAGGGGUCCGAUGAUAGUUUGUAUGAUAUACUUACUGGUCGCACCCCGGUACCGGGUACGAGGGAUAGCAUGCAGGAAGAGGGAUUCGGAGAUAGCACGGGUACGGUGCAGGAGCUAGAUGAUACAUUUAGAUCGCGGCGACAUGCACAGGAAGAUGGAGGAGAUGUGGAGCACGAGCACGAGCACGAGUACUUUGAAGAAGGUGUAUUGGGAGAUAGUGGUAUGAGUGAAAUGUUUUGA
This is a messenger RNA of Bipolaris zeicola 26-R-13, 1854 nucleotides long. RefSeq lists its product as uncharacterized. NCBI's taxonomy places the organism in Eukaryota, Fungi, Ascomycota, Dothideomycetes, Pleosporales, Pleosporaceae. Gene Ontology annotation, cellular component: microtubule organizing center; mitotic spindle; MWP complex. The record is from RefSeq and is a predicted model, not a curated record. The transcript has 2 exons. Gene Ontology annotation, biological process: microtubule anchoring at mitotic spindle pole body; protein localization to mitotic spindle pole body; mitotic sister chromatid segregation. The coding region runs from base 1 to 1854 and encodes 617 amino acids. Gene Ontology annotation, molecular function: protein binding.